UGGGAAUCGCAACUGUCCAUGGCCUGCCUAUACCCCAGCGACUGCAGAAACCCCUGGAGACAACUGGCCCUGCCGAACACAGAGGACCCGACAUCUCAUGGGAAACCCCAACACAGACUCUGGUACUCCACAGUCCAUGGAAGGACAAGCUGUUUCCAAAAUCCUGGCUUUAGCCUUGGCUACGGGAAAGACUGAUAUCCAAGUGUGACAGCAAAGAUGAGGAGUCAGGAACUCGCCUAUUCUCUCCUUCAGUUAAGUGAAGAGGUGGCCAUGGAGAAUCAAACCACACCAACCGAAUUCAUCCUCUCGGGAUUUUCCAAACUCCGGGGCUUGCGUUUCCUCCUCUCAGGCGUCAUCUCCAUCAUCUACAUUUUCACCCUGCUGGGGAACAUGCUCAUCCUCCUCCUUUCCUUGGUGGACCCGUGUCUCCGAACCCCCAUGUACCUCUUCCUGGGGAAUCUCUCCCUCCUAGAUAUCUUCCAGACCACAACCACCAUCCCCCAGAUGCUGCAGCACCUUCUCUCAGGCAGGAGCAGCAUCUCCUAUGGAAGCUGCAUGGCACAGCUAUACUUCUUCCUCUCAUUUGUGGGGGCAGAGGGCAUUCUCCUGGCCACCAUGGCAUAUGACCGUUAUGUGGCCAUAUGCAACCCACUGCUCUACACAGUGCUGAUGAGUACCAAGCUUUGUUCCACACUAGUGGCUGCCUCUUGGCUCACUGGCUCUUUCAAUGCAGCUGUUCAUACAGUCCUCACAAUCCGCCUGUCCUUCUGUGGUGUCAACAGACUCAGCUACUUCUACUGUGACAUCCCGCCCCUGUUGGCUCUGUCCUGCGGAGACGUCUCCCUCAAUGUCAUCGUUACAGUGGUCUCCAGCCUCUUCUUUGGCUGUGGUCCUUCCUUGUGCAUCAUCCUUUCAUACAUGCAUAUUGUGUUCAGGAUACUGAAGAUGCAAUCAUCCCAGGGGAGGAGAAAGGCCUUCUCUACCUGUGCAUCGCACCUCACAGUAGUCCUGCUCUACUAUGGCAGCUGCAUCUUCACCUACAUGAGACCUAUCUCCAGCUACUCUCUGGACAAGGACAGGCUGAUCCCCCUGCUGUACAGCCUUGUCACCCCUAUGUUAAAUCCAAUCAUCUACACCCUGAGGAACAAGGAUGUGAAGGGGGCUAUGAAAAAGGUCUUUCAUAGGAAAAUGUUUUUCUAAGGGAGUCAAGUUUACCGGCAUCAACCCCCAAUUUUGGGAAGGGAGUGGGAUGUAGUGAAUUAGAACACAUGGGAACAGAUAGACAAGACAAAGCCCACAUUCUAGCCUCUUCCUGAGUAGAGAGUAGUGUCUAAGGGGUUAGAAAAUAGGUACACUGGGGCAGGAAUCCUGAGUUAUGUUCCUAGCUCGAGGAGGGGAGUGAGGUCUAGUGAUUGAAGUAGAGGCU
This is a messenger RNA of Mauremys reevesii (Reeves's turtle), 1426 nucleotides long. Its product is annotated as olfactory receptor 5V1-like. The transcript is spliced from 3 exons. Gene Ontology annotation, biological process: G protein-coupled receptor signaling pathway. The coding region runs from base 217 to 1200 and encodes 327 amino acids. The record is from RefSeq and is a predicted model, not a curated record. Gene Ontology annotation, cellular component: membrane. Gene Ontology annotation, molecular function: G protein-coupled receptor activity; olfactory receptor activity. NCBI's taxonomy places the organism in Eukaryota, Metazoa, Chordata, Testudines, Geoemydidae.